This is a messenger RNA of Lobosporangium transversale, 2784 nucleotides long. Its product is annotated as H(+)-ATPase. Bases 1 to 2739 code for a protein of 912 amino acids. The record is from RefSeq and is a predicted model, not a curated record. The transcript has 2 exons. Gene Ontology annotation, molecular function: ATP hydrolysis activity; ATP binding; P-type proton-exporting transporter activity. Gene Ontology annotation, cellular component: plasma membrane. NCBI's taxonomy places the organism in Eukaryota, Fungi, Mortierellomycota, Mortierellomycetes, Mortierellales, Mortierellaceae. Gene Ontology annotation, biological process: proton export across plasma membrane; regulation of intracellular pH.
AUGAGCGAAAAGAUCGAGGAAACCUCGACUAAAGGAAAGCUCGAGGUCGAAGAAACUGAACAUCAUGAACAUUCAGAUGAAAUUUCACCAGAGUUGGAGACUUUACUUCAGACAGACCCCAAGCAUGGUUUGACCUCCGCUGAAGCAGCCGAACGUCUCGCCCGUUUUGGUCCAAAUGAGUUGGCUGAAGUCAAGCGCAAUCCCCUCUUAAAGUUUUUGAGUUAUUUCACCGGUGCCAUUGCGUACCUGAUCGAGGUCGCCUGUGUAAUUUCUGCGGUCGUCAAGGACUGGUUGGAUUUCGGUAUUAUUUUGGGCCUGUUGCUCGUCAACGCAUGUAUCGGUUUUAUUGAAGAAUCUAAGGCUGAGUCUGCUUUAGAUGCUCUCCGUCAAACACUUGCUUUAAAGACCCGAUGCUGGCGUGAUGGCCAUUUGGUUGAGUUGGAUGUGAGUCAAUUAGUCCCUGGAGAUGUCAUUGUUUUGCGUCUUGGUGACAUUGUGCCUGCCGAUGGCCGUCUUCUUGGGAUUGGUGCGACUGGCGAAGCUACCGAGGGUGAUCUUCUCAUUGACCAAUCCGCUCUUACUGGAGAAUCACUUCCUGUCGCUAAAAAUAAAGGAAAGACUGUCUACUCGUCAUCGAUUGUCAAGCAAGGUCAGCAGAUGGCUGUUGUCACCAAGACUGGUGGAGAUACCUUUAUUGGCCGUGCUGCCAACCUGAUCUCAAUUACUACAGAAGAGGGCCAUUUCCAAAAGAUCAUCAACCGCAUUGGCAAUUUCCUGAUCCUCAUCACUGUCGUCCUCGUCGGCAUUAUCCUAGUUUACCAGCUUGUGCACUUCCAUGGUGAUCCUAAAGGCAAGGGUGAUUUCCUCACUGUGCUUGGCAAAGUCCUGGUUCUCACUGUCGCUGCUAUCCCUGUUGGCCUUCCAACUGUCAUGUCCGUUACUAUGGCCGUAGGCGCCAAGCAGCUUGCUGCCAAGAAAGUUAUUGUCAAGCGAUUGACAGCCGUCGAGGAGAUGGCCUCUGUUUCUGUCCUCUGUUCAGAUAAAACUGGAACCUUGACCUUGAACGAGUUGACCUUUGACGAGCCUUACUUGGCCAAUAACUAUACUUCGGACGAUAUCCUCCUGUAUUCAUAUCUCGCUGCUGAGGCUGGUGCUAAUGACCCUAUUGAGUCUGCUGUUCGUAGUGCUGCAGAGGAGCAGCUCGAGAUCCUCAAGGGCCGCACUCACAAGCAUGAAGUUCCCGGCUAUAAGGUUACGUCAUUCUUGCCCUUUAAUCCUUCCACUAAACUCACGCAGGCCACCAUCACCAACACCGAGACUAAUUCUACAUUCAAGGUCGCGAAGGGCGCUCCUCAGGUCAUUAUUCGUCUCGUCGGUGGCGAUGAUGACGCCGUCCGCGCUGUCAAUUCCCUUGCCAAGCGUGGCCUUCGUGCAUUGGGUGUCGCCCGCACUAUCGCGGGCAAUUUAGAUAGCUGGGAACUUAUUGGUAUGAUCUCGCUGAUUGAUCCUCCACGCCCCGACUCUGCUGAUACUAUUCGCCGUUGCAACGACAUGGGUGUGUCUGUCAAGAUGAUUACUGGAGAUCAAUUGAUCAUCGCUAAGGAGGUCGCUCACCGUCUUGGUAUGCAACGCGUCAUGUUAGACGCUGGACAUUUGGUUGACCCUGACAAGUCUGAAGAUGAAAUUACUGAACAUUGCAUUCGUGCCGAUGGUUUUGCACAAGUUAUUCCUGAGCACAAGUAUCGUGUCGUUGAGCUACUUCAAAAGCGUGGUAUUCUUGUUGGUAUGACCGGCGAUGGUGUUAACGAUGCCCCUGCCCUUAAAAAGGCCAAUGUUGGCAUCGCCGUCCAUGGAUGCACGGAUGCUGCCCGUUCUGCUGCCGAUAUUGUGCUGCUUGCUCCUGGCCUUUCUACCAUUGUAGAUGGUUUGACGACUUCUCGUGCCAUCUUCCAACGCAUGCGCUCCUAUGCUCUCUACCGUAUCACCUCAACUGUCCAUUUCUUGAUGUUUUUCUUUGUCGUCGUUAUGGCUUAUGAUUGGUCCCUGCCUGCCCAUUUGCUUAUAUUGAUUUGCAUCUUGAACGACCUUGCCACGCUGGUCAUUGCCGUUGAUAAUGCCCAGAUUUCUGCUCAUCCUGACAAGUGGAGGAUAGGACAGUUGAUCACCAUGUCGAUAGUGCUUGGUCUCUGCCUGACUGCCCUUUCGUUUGCCCACUUCUUUACGUUCUGGAAGGCCUUUGGAUAUGCUCCUGUGGAUGACAAGGCUCCUUAUGACGAGCGCAAGCUUGAGUCAAUCAUGUACCUACACAUAUCGUCGGCUCCCCACUUUGUUAUCUUCUCAACCCGUCUGACUGGCUACUUCUGGGAGAACCUGCCUUCACCUAUUUUCGCUAUUGUCAUUAUUGGUACUCAGAUUAUUGCACUAUUGAUGGUCAUUUUUGGUGGACUGACUCCCAAAGUUCCUGCUGGUGAGGCCAUUAUUGUACUAUUGAUUUCAUUCGUAUAUUUUAUUGUCCUCGAUGUGGUUAAGGUGCAGAUCUUCAAGCAUUGGUCCUUCGAGCUCACAGCUAAGCUUGUUCCCACAAACUCUCGUCGCCACAAGCUUUCUAACCGUAAGGUUGCACAAGCCCAACAAGAGCGUGUGUGGGACAGUAUUGAUAGUAUUCGCAAGAUUGCUGUCAUGACGGCUGUUGUUUCAUGCCUCCAAGAAAAGACUCAUGUCAGUGAUGACACCAAGUAAACAUUUUUAAUAUCAUUUAUUUAGCAUCUGUAAUAAAAUCAUAUG